Molecule: messenger RNA, 4974 nt
Organism: Nycticebus coucang (slow loris)
Lineage: Eukaryota; Metazoa; Chordata; Mammalia; Primates; Lorisidae
Gene: ASB7
Product: ankyrin repeat and SOCS box containing 7
Exons: 7
Coding region: 766-1722 (318 amino acids)
Biological process (GO): intracellular signal transduction
Molecular function (GO): protein binding
Source: RefSeq, a predicted model, not a curated record
GCAUCCCGCAAGCCCCCUGUCCGGAGACCCCACAGCUGGCACAUCGGACCCUGUAUGACCUUGGACCUCGCUGUCCCGAGACCUCCUGGGUCCCUCGGUAGCUGGAAGCUUCUGGCCCGGAGCGCGGCAGCCCGCUGCUUCGAGUCUCUGGACCGGGACUGCCCCCCCAACCCAAGCCGGGACUUCCUCACUGCACCCCUGCCCGGAGGGUGCCCGGCGACCGGGACCGCCACCUCUCUCCUGUUUUGGUGUCUGGAUGCUCUCCGGGCUGGGGCCGUAAGCCACUGAGGAGGAUCAGGAACACCCAGGUCCGGCCCUGAGUGGGGUGUUUCUUCAAUGGAGAAGUUGGUGAGUGUGGAGGAGGCUGAAAGGAGGAAGAAAAGCAGCAGCUGAGGAGACAGGUUUGAGCUGGCUGGAGGAAACAGAAAAGCUGGAAGGGAUCUGUCCACCCACCAGAGAAGCAGCAGGCACAGUCCCUCUGACCAGCAUCCUUUAUAAAGAGAAUUUGCUAGAUUGAAAUUUAAGCAUCUAAUUCAUGGGUCACAUUUCUGCUGCCAUAUUUUGUUGCUGCCUCUGAAAAUGCACACUAAAGGUUAAGAAGGCUUUUUUGCUCUGCAGUCUGGGCACACUCUGAGCCCCCUCCCCAUGAUGCUGUAUGUGCACAAUGGUUGUUAGGCAAUCCAUAUAUCAGGAGAAAGGGCACUCUUCUGUAAGGCUAAUCCUUGUGACCUAAUGAAUCUUUUGUAAGAAGUGGACUCAGCUAGGAUGUUACACCACCACUGUCGAAGGAACCCUGAACUCCAGGAAGAAUUGCAGAUUCAGGCUGCAGUGGCUGCUGGCGAUGUUCACACAGUGCGAAAGAUGUUAGAACAAGGCUAUUCUCCAAAUGGCCGAGAUGCUAAUGGCUGGACCCUGCUACAUUUCUCUGCAGCAAGAGGAAAGGAAAGAUGUGUUCGAGUAUUUCUAGAACAUGGAGCUGAUCCCACAGUUAAGGAUUUAAUCGGAGGCUUCACAGCUCUUCAUUACGCAGCCAUGCAUGGGCGGGCCCGAAUUGCACGCUUGAUGUUAGAAUCUGAAUACAGGAGCGACAUCAUUAAUGCAAAAAGCAAUGAUGGUUGGACUCCCCUCCAUGUGGCUGCCCACUAUGGCAGGGACUCAUUUGUCCGACUUCUACUGGAGUUCAAGGCUGAGGUCGACCCACUCAGUGAUAAAGGUACAACGCCGCUUCAGCUCGCCAUUAUCCGAGAGAGGUCAAGCUGUGUGAAAAUCCUCCUGGACCACAAUGCCAACAUUGACAUUCAGAAUGGCUUCCUGUUGCGAUAUGCUGUGAUCAAAAGCAAUCACUCUUAUUGCCGAAUGUUCCUUCAGAGAGGGGCAGACACAAACUUGGGCCGCUUAGAAGAUGGACAGACUCCUUUACACUUGUCUGCCCUUAGGGAUGAUGUGCUCUGUGCACGGAUGUUAUACAAUUAUGGAGCGGACACGAAUACAAGGAACUAUGAAGGACAGACCCCACUGGCUGUUUCAAUAAGUAUUUCUGGAAGUAGUCGACCAUGUUUGGAUUUCUUACAAGAAGUCACAAGACAGCCCAGAAACUUGCAGGACCUGUGCCGAAUUAAAAUUCGACAAUGUAUAGGCCUUCAAAACCUAAAGCUACUUGAUGAACUACCAAUUGCCAAGGUCAUGAAAGACUACUUAAAACACAAAUUUGAUGAUAUCUGAUAAUACCAGAACUGUGAGCAAGAUUAGGAGUUAUAUUCCAGAUACUUAAAAGGCUUUUUGCCUUGCACAAAGUAUAUCCUAUGCAAUUUCUGAUUUGCUGUGAAGUCAGAAAGCAGGUAUACACUUUUAGGUUUUCUGUUUGUUUGGUUUUCAUGGUAGGGGAGGGAUUUUUUAUAUAUAUAUAUACAUAUAUAUAAACACACACACACAUGCUUAAGGUCUUAAUUUGGUUUCUUGGUCCAAGUUUAAGAGGUCCAAGUUUUCUAUACAACAUUGCAUUUAGAGAAAUUGUUUUUCCAAAAUGACAGAAGCAGAUUUGGAGUGGAGAAUUUACCCUUUUUAAAUUUAUGGUUUCAUUGCUGACCAUGGCAUUGUAAACCAGCAGAGCACUUGUUAAAAUUUGGAGGUACAGUUUCACCCGGGGGAGGGUGGGAGGGUUGGGCCUGUGUUAUUCUAGAAAAUGCCCUAAGAAUUGUUUAAAGUAAUGCUGUCACUGCAUUCAUUUUUAAUGAGUACAAAUUGGCUGUUUCAUACUGUUCUUUUUCCUAAUUAAUGUCGCUUUCAGAUGACAUAAAUCCAAUACCUCUGCUUUCCUUUUGGUGUGCUCUUGUUUUUAAUUUAUUUUUUUAACAACUGUAGUACACUACCCUGAGACUUGUGUUAACUUUUAUCUCUAGUUGAAUUGUGCUUUUAAAAUAAUUAAUCAGAGAGAAAAUAACUUUAUAAAGCCAGUGUAUUCUGUUUCGAAAAUAGUGCCUCCAGUGCAAUACUCUUUCUGGUGUAUUUUAUCCAUUACUUCACUUGCUACUGAUCAUUCCACGCCAGCUUUGACAUGCCUCUGAGAACAGAAGCCGCCACUUUAAUUUCCAUUGCAGAGCCCUAGUAUGUCAAUUGCAAUUUCCAUUUUAAGCUAUGUCUUUGACUUCACUUUAAGUAUCAAAUUCCAUAUCCUGGUGGUAGAGUCUUCCCUAAAAAUAGCCCAAAAUAUUGUUCAACCAUUUGGCUUUAAUGGUUAAAUAAUUUGGGGUGGUGGUUUCAUUGUGUUUCUUUUUUUCCUGGUUUAAAAAAAAAUUUUUUUUUUUUUUUUAAGGGUAAAAUCUCUAAUGGGUGCACAUUGUAAGUCUGGCUAAUUCCUAAUUUAAACAUUUCCUAUCUAUUUUAAGAUUAUAUACAGUGAAGCUCUUAAGAAAGGUUAUGUUGUUUUCUGGGUUGAUUUGGCAUAUGUGUGCAGUGUAAACACAGAUAUGAUAAAGUGUCAAUAACAGAGAAGGUUUCAGAGCUGUUAGACAUCCAUAUGAUGCCCCAGGAGAUGAUGGUCUGUGCUUGAUUUGUCAUCAUGUUAGUUUCAAGGAAACCUUUUCAGAUGUCCCGGUAUCAUUCAAGUGCUUUGGGAAACUUCAAAAUAUUUGCCAUUAAUAAAUUUGUUAUUAGAAGUUUACAAGAUGAAGGGCUUCUCUUUACUUGCCUGAAUUUCUAGAUUUAAGUCAUAAAGUAUAAAAUGAUUUCACCUUGAAGUGUAAUUAAGCAAAAUUAAGAGUCUGCUCUGGCUUUAUUAUUUUCAGAGCCAGCUAUGCUGUUUUCUCAAGGACAAAGUUUGUCUUUUGGAGGCAGAGUAGUGAUUUUGGCAUCAGAAAAGCCGAUCUGCUUGUGCCCAGACGGUGUAUACAGGUUUCUGAAGAAUAGGCAGCUUUGGAAAAAGGGAUUAUUCAUGAAAUCGCUGGUGUGGCUCAUAGAUUCUUCUGUAGGCAGCUGGCCAGUUUUAUAACCAUCCCCAAAUUGCAGCUAGAGCCUAAUGGAUAGGAAUGGAUGGUCUGUCCUUUUUCCUGUAAAAAUAUCUCCAAAAAGUUAUCUCCAGAGAGGGAUCAUCCCUUGUGAAGGGGGUUGCUAAGCUGUGUUCUCAUUCUUUAAACCAAUACCGAAGUCAGGGCUAAGACACAUUAGCAGUGUCAGGGACAUGGUAUGGCCAGAAAUGAACUGAGUGUUACUUUUUCCUAAAAUCUCAGGCCCAGGGGGACAAGGAGGUGGGAGGGUUGCAGGGGUAUGGCACUCUGAGCAGUUAUGUUAAUGUUACAUUUGCACAGGGCUUAUUUCCACGUAUGUGUGUAUUAAUUUAUUCACCUAUUUUAAAAUUAUUUUCUUUCCCCAACCAUGCAAAGGUUUCUAAACUAAGCCACUGAGUUUCAGUCAGGGAAUUCCAAGUAAAAAAGAACAGAUUAAGGUAAAUUCUUUGUUCAGUGUUGCUGCUGUGACUUCAGAAAAAAAUUAUGAGAACUCUUCCUGGAAUUGAAAUUUCUAUUUAAUGAAGAAGUGUAUAAUUCCAUUAUUUAUUGUUUGAGGUUUGAUUUAUCUGAAAGCUUAAAAAGAAUGUUUUAUUUUUUGUUGUUAAUAAAAUCCCAAUCACAUAUCAUAUUUAACAAUAACUAAAAUGUCCCUAAGUUGGUAACUGGUAGAAUAGUGAUGAACACACAGGUCCACGUUUGAAUUUGAUUGGCAGAGAACCGUUCUGUAGUCACUUAACGAGAGAACAGAUUAUCAGAAAAUCAACUGAUUGGUUUUUCCAGAAUCUUCACUAAAAUAUUCAGAAUAUUAUCAAAUUUCUCACUGAUUCUUAUAUGUUUCUUUUGAAAUUUAUUAUUUAAACUCAUUACUAGACCUUUGUAAAAAUAUAUUUGGCAAGUACACCAAAGAAACCAGCUCAUAAAAGAUUAUGAUCACUAAUGAACUGCAAACCUCAUCUUUUGCAAGCAAGGUUUUGUUUUUUGUAAAUAUUGUGUUUAUAAAUGUACAGCAGAGUAAGAGUGUUUUUUAGAUUAUUUAAUUCCCAUAUUUCUAAACUAUUUACUACAGAAUAAUCCAUGCUUGUUAGGUUGGAGGACUUGACCAUUUUGUUUUCAAUUCAUUAUCAGUCAUGCUGGAACAGCAUUUCCACUAGAGAAUUUAGUGUUCUGGCAGUAGCAAGAGUACACAUCUGGAGCGUGAGGGAAUCGAAAUGAUUCGUCAGAUGCACACCAUGAGAGACAAGAAUGUGUAGUUUAAUUACCAGAGUGGACCAUGCAAAAACCGAGACUCUAACUUUCCUGCAGAUUUGCUCAUUAGCCCAGAAUGUGAUUGGGAUAAGGCCGUUUACCCACAAAUUUAGCUUUCAUGUAACUCCUAGUGUGUUAUAUCAUAAUGUAUUUUGUUCUUCCUUCGUAAUGUAAGUUUUGCUUUGGAUCAAUUUGAAUUAAAAAAAACUUAAAUCUGGUUUAAAAC